Prunus armeniaca (apricot) is the source of this 249-nucleotide messenger RNA. NCBI's taxonomy places the organism in Eukaryota, Viridiplantae, Streptophyta, Magnoliopsida, Rosales, Rosaceae. The record is from the annotation of a GenBank genome assembly.
AUGUUGCACCCCAAAUCCAUUCAUGUAGUGAAAGUCUUGUGGAGAAGUCAAACUGUUGAAGAAGCUACAUGGGAGCCUGAGGCGCAGAUGUGGGUCAAGGGGGUGGAUUGUAAAUUAUCACUUCCCGGGAUUGACUCCGCCGUAGCACGAUAUUGUCCGCUUUGGGCCCCCCUCUCUGACCUCAAAGUUUUGUUUCUGGGAACUCACGAGCAACUUCCCAGUGGGUCACUCAUCCUGGGAUUGCUCUAG